This is a messenger RNA of Marasmius oreades (fairy-ring Marasmius), 1200 nucleotides long. RefSeq lists its product as uncharacterized. Gene Ontology annotation, molecular function: GTP binding. NCBI's taxonomy places the organism in Eukaryota, Fungi, Basidiomycota, Agaricomycetes, Agaricales, Marasmiaceae. The record is from RefSeq and is a predicted model, not a curated record. The transcript is spliced from 6 exons. Bases 1 to 1200 code for a protein of 399 amino acids.
AUGCCUUACCGCAUUGCAGAUCGUGGCCAAUCCGAUAUUUCGGGUGGUACCUUUAACGAUGUUGGUAGAGAUCAACAUAACCAAACGGACUCCCACGACAGAACUGACUCCCACAAUAUCACCGACUCGCACAACAAGACGGAUUCACAUAAUGCCACCGACUCACACAACCGCGCAACUACUCGCAACCAUAAAGGCUCGCGUAACUACAAGGAGUCAUACAGCUACGACACGGAAGACUCAGACGAUGUUGAAACCUUAGCGUCUCAAAUCAUGUCCCAUCUACCCUCCGGAAUGUCCCAACUAGCGCUGAUGAACAACAUGAAGCGGCAAAAGGCUGCCCUGAUUGCCGUUAUGGGAGCCACAGGUAGUGGAAAAUCGACCUUCAUUAACAAAGCCUGCGACGCGGGGAUGGCCGUCGGAAAUGAUCUUGAAUCCUGCACCCAGUCCAUCGAAGUCUCCAAAUCCUUCACGAUGGGCGGUCGUACUGUCUACAUGAUUGACACGCCUGGGUUCGACGACACGAACAAGAGUGACGCUGACGUCUUGAAGGAGAUUGCUCUCUACCUUGCCGAGUCGUACAAGAACGGCAUUCAGCUCUCCGGUGUCCUCUACCUUCACCGUAUCACGGAUAAUCGCGUGAGCGGUGUCACCAGGCGCAACAUGAUGAUGUUUCAACAGCUCUGUGGUUUUAAUGCCAUGUCGAACGUCAUCAUCGUUACGACGAUGUGGCAAAAGCUCGAGAACCAGGAUGAAGGGGCUAGGAGGGAACAACAAUUGGGGGCCAAAAGCAUCUUUCUCAAGCAGGCCCUUGAAGGUGGAGCCCAACUUAUUCGACAUCCACAAAACACGAAGGAGUCAGCGCGUGCAGUCAUUUCAAAGCUGCUUGCCAAAGACCCGGUCACUCUUCAAAUCCAGAAGGAGAUGGUAGAUGAAAAGAAGACAUUGACGGAAAGUGCUGCUGGUUCCUAUCUCAACAACGAACUCAGGGAACAAAUCAAGAAGCACGAAGAAGAACUGAAGAACCUCCGAGAGGAGAUGGCUGCAACGAGACAUCAGGACACACUACUGCAAGAGGAGCUGGAGGAAGAAGCGAGAACGUUGAGGGAAUCGUUGAACAAGGCUCGCGAGGAGAAAGAAAAGAUAGCCACCGAUUACGCGAACAUGCGGGAGGAAGCUGAGAAGCGCGGGGGUUGCUGA